Molecule: messenger RNA, 660 nt
Organism: Zasmidium cellare ATCC 36951
Lineage: Eukaryota; Fungi; Ascomycota; Dothideomycetes; Mycosphaerellales; Mycosphaerellaceae
Exons: 1
Coding region: 1-660 (219 amino acids)
Source: RefSeq, a predicted model, not a curated record
AUGGGGGAAUUGACGGGGGAGAUUCUGAGGAGAAACCCUCCAGAUUGGGGGAAAAUUGACCCUGCUGAUAAUGCUCUGAUCCAUAAGUACGAGAACCAAGGCAGAAAGUGGUUCAGCCGUCUGCUCGUUCUGAAACUCGAUCCUCCUGGGGCAGAGGGCCCAGGCGGAGUCGCCAAUCCCAUGAACAUCAACUCUUUCAACAGCUUCGUGGCGGGCAAACUGGGAGCCGAUCCCGAGGGUCUGGGUUGGCAGCGCGCGGCUCCCCGGACAAACGCCAUCGAGCGGGAAUGGCGAGGAGGCGAGAACAGUGCACAAAUGGAAGGCUCGUUCGGCCCAAUCCGACCAAUAUUGGAGAACCUCAAGGUCGGCAAGAAUUCGGGGGCAGAGUGGGACAACGAACGCAAUGUCAAUGGCGCUGUCUAUCCACAUGGUGCCAAUCUCGGCUAUUCGCAAUUGCAGGACAUUGCUUACCGGCUCCAAUCAAGCUAUGAACGGUACGAGGGAGAGCAGAUGGAGGCAACAGGUGCCUUUUACCACAAUUGGUUCAACGUUGUCGACGGCGUCAUAGUCGUGUCUCGCGGUAUCAGCCCGCGAAAGAUGGCCCCGAACCGACCACAGGACAAGCUCCCUAUGCAUCGCUACUGGUCAGACGUGGUGUAA